Molecule: messenger RNA, 948 nt
Organism: Acaulospora morrowiae
Lineage: Eukaryota; Fungi; Glomeromycota; Glomeromycetes; Diversisporales; Acaulosporaceae
Source: the annotation of a GenBank genome assembly
AUGGAUGAACCUGAUAAACUCGUUUCAGAACUCAUUCAAUCAUCCGUUCACCUUAAAAUUGCUUGCAUAUCCCUGCGCGCUUGCUAUGAGGUCGAUGAAGAUGUCCCUCCUGAACUCCUCACCCUUCGUAACGAAGCUACGAUAAAUGCAAAAGUUUACUACGAAAAAAUUAUGCCAUUUGCAAAUUUGGUCGUUACAAUGAUUCAAAAUGUUGCGUUUGAUUUUAAGGCAUUGCAUCUUGAUGAGAUCAAAAAAGACAUUGAGUAUCAUAGAAAAAAGGCUCGUAAAAACAGUUGUUUAGCCAAUUAUACAAAAGAACUUCACAUGGGGAUUUCUCAAUGUUUCAAACAACAAGAAGAUCAUGCAAAAAAGAUUUUGGAAAAAUAUAGGUUGGACCUUGAGGAAUAUGAGGAACAUGCAAAAAUACUUGAAAGGAAAGCAGAUCACAGAUAUAUAUGGGCUAUUGCUUUGGCCUUUUUUCCUGGCUUAAAUUUGAUUGUAAGCCCCAUGUUAAAGAUCCAUGCAGAUGCAGAUAAAGCAAAAAGUCUUCGAUUGGUUGCUACGGCACUUGCAUUUAGAGAUACUCUCCCCAAAUCGUUGGAUAACUUUGCUAGUUCUUUAGAUAAUAUUUCGGGAUUUUUUAAUAAUCUCGAAAAUGAUCUGAUAUCUCUCAUUGAUGAUGAUGACGAUGGAAUUGAACAUCAAUAUAAUGCCUUUCGUCUAAAGGUUGAUGAUAUUAUUGAAAGUUGUAAACAAUAUAAAUCUUCUAUUCCUGGCUGUAUAACCGACCUUCGGGCGAUUCCCAUCCAUAUUGAUGAAAUUGAUGUUAAGGAAUGGUUUUGCAACAACUUACAUGAAAAAGAAGAUGGUAAAAUGGUUUCUUAUUUGGAUUGGGGGGAGGAAGUACUUUAUGAAAAUAAUCCUGCAUUACAACUGUUAAGAAAAUAA